AUGACCAUAUUGCCAAGCCCUGAUCCUCUUGUCUUGGGUGUCGUUAAGAUUACGGCUAUCAUGCCUCCGAAGACUGUUCCAGUGACUGGAGACGAUAUCUCCCCUGUGGCUAGUGACCCUCACCAUCCAUAUAUCUCGCACCGGCCUCUUCUUGAAGGCUAUAGCUUGCCCCUCAUAGUGCUCGCGUCUGGCGCAGGCUCGCGUCUGGCGCAGGUGGCCACCGCUAAUUAG
Messenger RNA from Aspergillus novofumigatus IBT 16806, 231 nucleotides. RefSeq lists its product as uncharacterized. Bases 1 to 231 code for a protein of 76 amino acids. The record is from RefSeq and is a predicted model, not a curated record. NCBI's taxonomy places the organism in Eukaryota, Fungi, Ascomycota, Eurotiomycetes, Eurotiales, Aspergillaceae. The transcript is spliced from 2 exons.